Molecule: messenger RNA, 2730 nt
Organism: Xenopus tropicalis (tropical clawed frog)
Lineage: Eukaryota; Metazoa; Chordata; Amphibia; Anura; Pipidae
Gene: socs4
Product: suppressor of cytokine signaling 4
Exons: 2
Coding region: 804-2207 (467 amino acids)
Biological process (GO): intracellular signal transduction; protein ubiquitination; positive regulation of proteasomal ubiquitin-dependent protein catabolic process
Source: RefSeq, a predicted model, not a curated record
CUUUGACUCAUCUUGUUUUGUACGUUAGUUUAAUAAGCUGGAGCGCUCCAUACACUAGCUGCCUCCAGAAAGUUAUGAAGUCCAGUGCAUAAUAACUGCCUUCUUGGCAGUCAUCAACCACUCCUAGUAAGCGGACCACUGGAUCAACUAUCUGUGGUGCACCCAGUUUGGUGGCCAGGGCUUCCAUUACAACAUUCCAAAAUUCCUUUAUGGGGUCAAACCCAGAUCAUGUAUUCAUAUGAUUCACUUGGUAUCUGUAUUUUGUUGUGUGUGUAUGUAAACAUACAUGUACUGAUGUAUAAAAUUGGAUGUGGUAUUAUUUUGCACCUCUACGAAUAAUUGAAUUUUCUAUUGACAUGAUUAAUACGCCUUUGCUCACAAAUAAACUGUGUGCAGCUGACAAACUCCGUCUGUUGCUAAUAUCUACCCCUCCCCAGUGAUGAAACAAUAUUAUAACCGAUGGUUUUUAUUAUGUCUUGCUUUCUUGCCUUAAAGACACCCCCCCGGCCGCUCCUCCCCUGACCCUGACUGUGCUGCAGUGGAACCAGAAAGCGCUGAGAGAAACCAGAGCCGGCAGCUCGGAGAGUGACUAAGGAGUUAAGCAGCAGAGCCGCUGCCAUGCAUGCCGGGAAGUGCCGGAGUCUGGGUAAUGUAGUUGUGCAGGCAGGAAAUGGCUGCUGCCUCGGCUGACUUCUCCUAUUUCUCCCGUUCUGCUGCCACAAUUAGGACUUUCUUUGUUUCUAUGGCUUCAUAGAAUCGCUUGGGAUUGCCAGGUUCAGUUCUGCUGCCAAGGAAGGUAAGGAAUGGCUCCCUCCCAUGCCUGUCAUGCACUUACUGAAACUAGAGCAGAAGAGCAAAUUACCCAUACAUCAGACGAGAAGAACUCCUGGGUAAUUAUGGCUGAAAAUAUUGAGGAUAAACUGGGUGAGCUUGAUGUCAGACCAAAGAGUAGCCGCAGUCGAAGUGCAGACAGAAAAGAUGGGUAUGUCUGGAGUGGCAAGAAACUUACUUGGUUGAAUAAGAAUGGACACUCGUCUGAUGGGGAUACCAUAAAUGUGGUAGAAGAUGAGGAUUGUGCCACUCAGAGCCAAGAAAGAAAGCACAGCUGCUCUUCUAUUGAACUUGACUUGGAUCGCUCAUGUGGACAUAAAAUUUUAGGGCGUUCUUUGAAACAAAAGUUGCAGGAUGCUGUGGGACAGUGUUUUCCUAUUAAAACUUGCAGCAAUCGACACUCUUCUACACUGUCUUCCAAACGAAAAAUUCAUAUAAGUGAGUUGAUGCUAGACAAAUGCCCAUUUCCCCCCAAGUCAGACCUGGCUUAUCGAUGGCAUUUAAUUAAAAGGCACACAGCACCAGUGAGUCAGACUAAGGGGGAGUGGGUAAUCAAUGAUGGCUUAGAUCUUGAUGGCAAAGAAAUCCAGGUUAAAGACAAGAAUUCUGAUGGUGGUGAGGACUGUUUGUUAGAUGGACAUGCCACACCUUGUAAAGUGAAUAUUGGCAAUGUAGAAUCACUUGGCACCAAAGGGUCUAGAAGCAGCAAGGAAGACAGUGACCUUGAUUCAGACGAUGAAGCUGUCACAUUGUGCUCCAGUUCGAGAAAAAGGAACAAGCCAAAGUGGGAAACAGACGAUGAGAGCUUUCAGGCAGAAACUCCCCCUAAAUACCAUACCCAGAUUGACUAUGUCCAUUGUCUUGUCCCAGACCUGUUUCAGAUCAAUAACAAUCCAUGUUAUUGGGGAGUAAUGGAUAGGUAUGCAGCUGAAGCUCUCUUGGAAGGAAAACCAGAGGGCACUUUUUUACUUCGAGAUUCGGCACAGGAAGAUUAUUUAUUUUCUGUUAGUUUCCGACGUUACAGUCGCUCUUUACAUGCUCGGAUUGAACAGUGGAAUCAUAACUUUAGUUUUGAUGCUCAUGAUCCAUGUGUAUUUCAUGCUCCCAAUGUUACUGGCUUGUUAGAGCAUUAUAAAGACCCAAGCUCUUGUAUGUUUUUUGAACCUCUCCUGUCUAGCCCUUUAAAUAGAACUUUCCCCUUUACCCUUCAGCAUAUAUGCAGAGCAGCCAUCUGUACUUCUACAAAUUAUGAUGGGAUUGAUGCUCUCCCUGUCCCUUCUUCCAUGAAACUAUAUUUAAAGGAGUACCACUAUAAGUCCAAAGUGCGGGUUCGCCGAGUGGAUGCACCAGAACAACGGAACAUGAAACAAUUUUAGAACUUUCAUAAACAAGGAACACAAGAUGUAUGAGUAUAUAUUAUUUUAAUUUUUUAACCCAACCCCGUUGCUAGGGAAGCCUGUGAAUGCCAGCUUCCGAAAUAGCAAAUGGGUUUAUUAAAUACAUUUCUCAGCCUUGUUGGAAUUCUGCUUUACAGCGGUCUUCCCUUAAUCCUUUGUACCUGUUACCUUAUUUUCACACUGUUAUUUACCCAAGUGGUAGUUAAUGUUACUCAAAAUUAAAACCCCUUUUUUAGAGAGGAACAUGCAAAAUAUAUGCUGGCAUCCUUGUUAGCAAAUAUAACCGUCAUGAAAGACUCUGUUACCCGUUUACAAAUGACAGUUGUACAAGUCGGACUUUUAAAGACGCUAUUUUGCACUGUCCAUUACAAUGUUCUUUUCCAACACCUAUGCACUUUAAUUUCCAAUAUUCACAGUUUCUAUACAUAUUGAUGCAUCAACACUAUAGCAGUGUAUAACAUGUAGUUUUCCAAAGCAGAACAAAAUAAACAAUCUCAACAGA